Molecule: messenger RNA, 482 nt
Organism: Lipotes vexillifer (Yangtze River dolphin)
Lineage: Eukaryota; Metazoa; Chordata; Mammalia; Artiodactyla; Lipotidae
Gene: BGLAP
Product: bone gamma-carboxyglutamate protein
Exons: 4
Coding region: 28-327 (99 amino acids)
Biological process (GO): response to vitamin K; regulation of cellular response to insulin stimulus; regulation of bone mineralization
Cellular component (GO): extracellular region
Molecular function (GO): structural constituent of bone; hydroxyapatite binding; calcium ion binding
Source: RefSeq, a predicted model, not a curated record
CCUAGCGCAGCCGCUGACAGACACACCAUGAGACCCCUCAUGUUCCUCGCCCUACUGGCCCUGGCCACACUCUGCCUCGCUGGCUGGGCAGAUGCAAAGCCCAGAGAUGAGUCUGGCAAAGGUGCAGCCUUUGUGUCCAAGCAGGAAGGCAGCGAGGUGGUGAAGAGACUCAGGCGCUACCUGGAUCAUGGGCUGGGAGCCCCAGCCCCCUACCCAGAUCCUCUGGAGCCCAGGAGGGAGGUGUGUGAGCUCAACCCCACCUGUGACGAGCUGGCUGACCACAUUGGCUUCCAGGAGGCCUAUCGGCGCUUCUACGGCACAGCCUAGAGCACUCAGCCCUGCCGGCCUGGCUGGCAGCCCCCAGCUCUGGCUCCUCUCCGGGACCCCUCCCCCUCCCCUUGCCCUGACCUCCCUGCCCGGCAAGUGUGAGAUCCCAGCAGCUGGGAGCAUCAUCCCAGCUGCUCCAGAAUAAACUCCGGAAG